AUGCAGGCCUCAAUCCGUCUCCUCCUCGCCGGCCUCGUGCUGCAAUUGGCCUCCGCCGUACCAACACGGACCACGCCCACCGUCUUCCUGUGCUCCGAUAGUACGGCUGCCAACUACAAUCCCGCGACGACACCUAUCCAAGGCUUCGGCUACUACCUAGGCUCGUACCUCUCCGCGAACUUCACGAACCUGGCACGGGGCGGGCGCUCGACGCGGUCCUUCCAGAACCAAGGUCUGUGGGCGCAGCUGCUGUCCUACAUCGUGCCAGGGGACUUCGUAAUAAUCGAGAUGGGGCACAACGACAACGGGACGCCAGGGAGCGGGAGCGACCUGACGAAGGACCGAGCGGUGCUACCGGGUAUCGGCGAGGAGAUCAUCGUCGUGCAGAACACCACCGGCGGCACGGGCAACGAGACAGUCUACACCUUUGGCAAGUACCUGCGCGGCAUGAUCAAGGAUGUGCGCGGCAAGGGCGGGAUUCCCGUGCUCAGUGGCAUGGUCCCCACCAUGGGCUGGACGAAUGGUACUCUGCAGACGGACUGGCCGUUCACGGGCUGGGCGGAGGAGACUGCCGAUAGCCAGCACGCCGGUUGGGUCGAUCAUACGAAAUACAGCGUUGCGAGGUUUCAGGCGCUGGGUGAGACCGCCGCUAGGGCGAUGUUUCCGCUGGAUAAUACGCACACGGAUGCGGAUGGCGCGAUUUUGAAUGCGGAGACUUUUAUACAGGGAGUCAAGGUCAGGACAUACCUUAAUCAGCUGUGCGAAUACUCCGUGCGAAAAGGGUGCCAACGAAAUUCCAAAGAAGUGCCUAAAAUAUGA
This is a messenger RNA of Tricharina praecox, 819 nucleotides long. RefSeq names its product rhamnogalacturonan acetylesterase. The transcript is spliced from 4 exons. The coding region runs from base 1 to 819 and encodes 272 amino acids. The record is from RefSeq and is a predicted model, not a curated record. Gene Ontology annotation, molecular function: hydrolase activity. NCBI's taxonomy places the organism in Eukaryota, Fungi, Ascomycota, Pezizomycetes, Pezizales, Pyronemataceae.